Clarias gariepinus (North African catfish) is the source of this 4303-nucleotide messenger RNA. It is a transcript of the gene trim33, whose product is annotated as tripartite motif containing 33. Lineage: Eukaryota; Metazoa; Chordata; Actinopteri; Siluriformes; Clariidae. The record is from RefSeq and is a predicted model, not a curated record. Bases 37 to 3741 code for a protein of 1234 amino acids. Gene Ontology annotation, molecular function: protein binding; zinc ion binding. The transcript has 20 exons.
GGAACGUCACGUCAGGCGGUUCAAAGAGGAGCAAAGAUGGCGGACAACAAAGGCCAAGGGGAUACAGAGAGCUCGGCUAGCAUGGAGGCAGAACCUCCGACGACGCUUAACGGAGACGACGCAGGCGAACACAGCGAGACAGCGAACAGCGCGGACGCCGCCCCGAAGGACGGAGACGACGGACAGGGCCGGGAAACCGCUCCGGAGACGCCGACACCCAGCGCCGAGAGCAGCGAGCCUGCCGCCGCCAGCGCCGCCACCGAUGGAGGGGGAGGAGGAGGAGGAGAAGAGGUGGACGGAGAAGGUGGUGGUGGUGGUGGUGGUGGAGGAGGAGGAGGGGAUGCAGAGAGAGGAGGUGGAGAAGCGAGCACCAGCAGCGGUCAUGUUAACCCUAGCCCGGACACGAACUCGAACGCGGAGAGCACCGAGCCCGCGGUAGACGCCACAGCCACCGCCGCAGUGGCGAGCAUGCCUUCCCCAGCUCCCGGUGCUGAGACGGCGGCUGGCGCGGCUGCGACUCCGACACCACCAGCGGCAGCAGCGGCGGCGGCGACUCCGGCUGCGGUGCCGCUGAACCUCCUGGAUACCUGCGCCGUGUGUAAACAGAGUCUCCAGGGCCGAGACUGCGAGCCCAAACUCCUGCCCUGUCUGCACUCGUUCUGUUUAAAGUGUGUCCCUCAGCUGGAGAGACAGGUCAGCCUGGGAGUCACCGGUCCUCAUGGUCAGGACACACACGUCGUGAACGUCAUGCGGUGUACGGUUUGCUACCAGGACUACAAACCGAUCGACAUGGUGGACAAUUACUUUGUCAAGGACUCGACAGAGGCGUCUAGCACAGCGGCAGAAAAAUCGAUGCAGGUAUGCACCAGCUGCGAGGACAACGCCAGCGCUGUCGGUUUCUGCGUAGAGUGCGGCGAAUGGCUAUGCAAGACGUGCAUCGAAGCGCACCAGAGAGUGAAAUUUACCAAGGAUCAUACGAUACGGAAGAAAGAGGAGGUCUCUCAAGAGUCAGUAACUACAUCAGGACAAAGGACGGUCUUCUGUCCGGUCCACAAACAGGAGGCGCUCAAGCUCUUCUGUGAGACCUGCGACAAGCUGACCUGCAGAGACUGCCAGCUGCUGGAGCACAAGGAACACAGGUACCAGUUCCUGGAGGAGGCUUUUGAGAAUCAGAAAGGAAUUAUUGAGACGUUUAUGGCCAAACUGCACGAAAAGAGAAAUUAUGUACAGUAUUCUGCCGCUCAGGUGCAAAAUAGAUUAAAAGAGGCGUCCGAGACGCACAAGAAGGUUGAGCAUGAGAUUAAAAUCGCAGUCUUUACACUUAUAAAUGAAAUCAACAAGAAAGGCAAAUCUCUACUUCAGCAGCUGGAGAGUGUAACGAAGGAGCGCACAAUGAAGUUGCUUAACCAGCAGCGGGACAUCAACUCACUGGCACAGCAGAUCCUGCACGUUCUCCGCUUCACACACUGGGCCAUCGGCAACGGCAGCAGCACCGCCUUGCUCUACAGCAAGAGACUGAUCACAUUCCAGCUUCGCUUCCUGCUUAAAGCUCGCGUUGACCCGGUGCCUCAUGCCAACGGAGCGGUCCGCUUCUUCUGUGACCCCACGUUCUGGGCGAAGAACGUCGUAAACCUUGGAAACCUGGUGAUUGAGAAGGUACCCCCACCGGCUCCUCAUCCUCCCAACAUGAUGGUGGGGCAGCAGAUCUCACCCAGUCACAACACGGCAGGGAAACACCCUGGGCAGAUCAGCCUGGCGCAGCUGCGGCUGCAGCACAUGCAGCAUGCUUCUUUCCAACAGAAACAGCAGCAGCAGCAGCAACAACAGCAACAACAGUUGCAGCAGCAGCAGAUGCAACAGCAAAUGCGCCUCGCCUCGCAGAUGGCCCAGCACCCGCGGCAGGUAGGGCCGCCUCAGAUGAUGCAGCAGCAGCCUCCAAGACUCAUUAGCAUGCAGUCGCUGCAGAGGGAGGGUGUUAACGGCGGGCCGCAUAUGUACCCCCCUCCCCCUCACAUGCGCAUGACCAAUUCUCAGAACCGCAUGCCUGUCGCACAACCCCGCCUCAACGGGCAGCUGUAUCCCAUGAUGCAACCGCAGCUCCAGAGACAGCAUUCCAACCCCGGCCACGCCGGCCCCUUUCCCGUGGCGUCUCUGCACAACAUCAGCGCCAACAACCCUACCAGCCCUACCAGCGCCAGCAUGGCUAGUGUCCAUGGCCACCGGGGACCCACCAGCCCCGUGGUGGGUCCCAUCGAGCUUAUUCCUUCAGUGACAAACCCUGAGAACCUACCUUGUCUCCCUGACAUACCUCCCAUUCAGUUGGAAGACGCAGGUUCGAUUGCAUUGGACAGUAUCUUAAGUCGCGUCAUUUCUGCCACCACACACCCCCCAACUCUAGCAUCCAACAACAACCUGAACUCCUCACCGGGCCCCUCCACACACUCUCCCGGGUCGUCAGGGUUAUCAAGCUCUCUCACCCCUGCACGGCCCUCCAGCUCCUCCAGCACAGGAAGUCGUGGCAGCCGAGGGUCAGCAGGAAGUUCAGGACCCGGGAACACAGCCGCAGAACAGGUGAAGGUCAAACAGGAGCCUGGAGCGGAGGAGGAGUGUGGAUUCUCCGGGGCCAGUGUCAAGUCUGAACGGGGCAAAGAUGGCCGACGGAGCGCUUGCAUGAUGAGCAGUCCGGAGGCCAGCAUGACUCCGCCUCUCCCCGUGCUGGGUUCCGUGUCCACCGGUUCCGUGCAGGACAUUUUAAGGACGCUGGGAGAGAAUGUUAAAAUCGAGCAUCAGAGUGAGAACCAGCUGCCGUCCUGCAGCAGCACGCAAAAGCCGAACUCUCAAAGCAGUACUCAUUUCACCAACGGGACUCAGACCACUCCGCUCUCCCAUCGGUCCCCGAGGGGCAGCAUCAGCGCCUCUCAGACCAACGCCAACAACCAGUCGAGCACGGAAGGUAAAGAGGACGACCCCAACGAAGACUGGUGUGCGGUGUGUCAGAACGGCGGAGAGCUCCUGUGCUGCGACCGCUGCCCGAAAGUCUUCCACAUUACCUGCCAUAUUCCUAUACUGCGCUCCUCACCAAGCGGAGACUGGAUGUGCACAUUUUGUAGAAGUCUAACCAAUCCUGAGAUGGAGUAUAUUUGUGACGAUGAUCCUCCUGGUAAAAAGGACAAGAGUGAGCAGGGGCUGAGUCCUGAGGACCAGAGGAGAUGCGAGCGUCUGCUGCUUUAUAUAUUCUGUCACGAGUUAAGUGUAGAGUUUCAAGAACCUGUUCCUUCUACGGUGCCCAACUACUAUAAGAUCAUAAAGCACCCCAUGGAUCUGAACCUUGUGAAGAGAAAGCUGCAGCUUAAGCACCCACAGCACUACCAGAGCCCCAAAGAUUUCGUCUACGACGUCCGUCUGGUGUUCAGCAACUGUGCCAAGUACAACGAGAUGUCUCGAAUAAUCCAGGUAUAUGAUGAGGAGAAACAGAGUAAUGUGCAGGCCGACUCGGAGGUCGCCGAAGCAGGAAAAGCCGUCAGUUUGUACUUCGAGGAAAAGCUGGCCCUGCUUUUUCCCAACCAGAGUUUCCCGGUAGAACCGGAGAAAAGAUCACGGGACGAAGGCGUCGCCGCCGUCGCCGCUGCUACCGCCACCGCCGCCACUGCCGAGGGAGCAGAAGAGGACUCGGACGAUGAUUUCGUGCAGCCGAAGCGGAAGAGGUUAAAACCCGAGGAAAAACCCGUACACAUAAAGUGAAGAGGAUCCUAGGACGUACAGUAGGAGCUGCAAAAACCAGUGUUUUUGGUCUUCCUCACAAAUUUCUUUUGCGUUCUGCUCAGACUGACUCAUGCCGGACUCGACGUAUUCAGAGCACAUGUUCCUGUCCUGCUUACUACGAAGGUUUAUUGUAAAUAAGUAUAAACUAUGAAACGUAUGUCCUUUUUUCUUUUUGGGAGAGGUCAUCAAGACGAGUUGGAUUUUGUCUUUAUUCUUUGUCUCUCAUUGGAAUGUGCUGACAAGGACUUUGUAUUUAAAACUGAGUUUGGACUUGAUUAAACAUUGUUUUCCUUUCUGUUUUUUUUUUUUUUUCAAUCAUAUAUGACCACAUUUGUAAAUCUGUUGUGAUUUAUGCUUUAUAAAAGGACUGAACCUCCCACCUGCUCGUCUUGCUGUAUGAUAAACAUUUACGGCUUAUCUGCUCCUUGUACACGUGCAUUUGUUCCGUUGCGGUUUCGUGCUCUUCUGUAAAUAAUUCCUCAUUUCGAAAGGUUGAUAAAUGGUCAUUUCUUCCUCUCCCAAUAAAACAGUCACCACUGUA